Messenger RNA from Prorocentrum cordatum, 992 nucleotides. NCBI's taxonomy places the organism in Eukaryota, Dinophyceae, Prorocentrales, Prorocentraceae. The record is from the annotation of a GenBank genome assembly.
CCCGACCCGAGACUCUAAGAGAACUCUGGAAAACGGCCUCCCGACGUACGAGAACGACGAAGUGUACCCGUCGUGGCGGCAGCGAGGCGCCCCGGCAGCCCCGUUCCGCGCAGCGGCUCCCGGGGGGCGAAGGCCCGGCCACCCGCGCGCGGGUGAGCGCGGCAGCCGUCGAGCGCUCGGGGGCUCAGAGGGUCGGGCUGCCGUGAGGGCUGGGAUCAAAGAGAGAGAGGGAGAGAGAGAGAGAGAGAUUGGGGAAAAAACAGAAGGAGAGAGAGAGAGGGAGAGAAGGAUUGAUCGCUGGCACAAAGGCGGGGCGCGAGAAGGGCACCAACUGUUACCAGCAGCGCCCCGAAAAUCGCCCCACCUUGAAGAGACGGGCAGGGGCCCGGGCGAUGCGGAGGCAAGGCCAUUUAGCCCGCCUGGGUCGGGCCGGGCUAGCGAAGAAACACAAAUCCUACCGAUGCACUUUGGGGGCUCGACCAAUGCUGCGAUCGCUGCCCUCUUCGAAGGAGCAGCCCCCCGUGCCCCGCACCGGUGCGGGAGUGCAGCGGCCCCUGGAGGCGCACGCGGCGCGGCCGCGGAGGCACGAACGAAGACUCCACGCCGCCAGCCGCCUCCCUCGAGAGCCCGCCCGGCCUGCGGCCGCUCGCCUCGAGCAGCGCUCGAGCGACGGCGGGGCGCCGCCGAGGCGGAUCGUGCCGCGGGGAGGCCCACGGGCGCGUCGAGAGAGGGAGGAGGGCGCGGGGGCAGGGGGCGCCACGCACCGAACCUGCAGCCCCCGCGCGUGAGCGCCGGAGGGCGCUAGCGGCGCGGGGGCGGAAGUCCUCGAGGGAGCCGCGGGAGACGAGGUCGGAAGACCGAGGGGAGGGAAGGAGGAGAGGAGGGGGGGCGGCGAGCGCGUGCACGGCGGGUGGGCCCCUACCUGGCCCAGCUCGGCGCCGAGGCCCGCGGGGGCCGCACGCUGCGCGCGGCGCCGCCCGCACGCGUCGCGC